AUCAGAAAUUUGAAGUUUUGUAAACAAAAACCACAAAUUCUUUGAGCCGCUCAUUAGGCCGGAAUCAAAUAUCUUGUUGCUCUGUGUGCCGCUCCUCUUCCACUGUCCACCACGCACCCACAAAAUGGGAACUUCUCUUCUCUCAGUUCCUGCCCCAUUCUUCCACUCCUCCCAUCGUUCCCGAUUCACCACUUCAUUCCCAUUUUCAUCAUCUAGACCCAGCCCCUUCCUCUCUUCUUCCUCCUCCUCCUCUUCUUCAUCUUCGGUUGUUGAUGAAGAACUCAAUUCUUCUUCCCCAGAUCAACUCUCUCUUCAAUCUGAAUCUGACCCAGAUGAUUCUUCCUUCAGAGGAUGUAAGGCUUGUGGAAAGGAAGAAAUUGAGAGGGGAUGCAAUGGUGAGGGAAGGAUGCAAGGUGGAAUUGCAACAGUCCCUGGUUUUGGUUGGUGGCCUAUAAAGGCAUACAGGCCUUGUCCUGGAUUUGUAGCAUCAGGUGGCAGAUACAAGCGGCGUGGACAAAGCAUGGACGAGGUUACAUCUGGAGGAGGGAGGACCGAUGCCUCUGCUAGUGUUGGUAGAAAGGACUCGUCGAGGAAAUGGACCUAUGCAGAGAACUAAUUUGGAGCAAUGGUGUGCAGUCCUUUAGAAUUGAAGAGAUUGACAGGAUUUAUGCCUUUCUUGUUGGUCUUAAGUUUGAUGUAGUUCGUAGGCGUAUACUGGACCAGAGACCGAUUCCCUCCUUGAUGGAGGUUUGUUAUGAAAUCCGCCUUAAGGGGAAUCGUACAAGUGCUAUAAAUAUUUCAGCAACUCCUGUUAUUGACUUAGCUGCUUUUAGUGCGAGGUCCUCUACUAGUGGCAGUGACAAGAACAAUGGAAAUUCAAUUUCUGUCUAUUAGCAAUGCAAGAAACAAUAGCCUACCCAGGUGCAAUGUUGGGAGUUACAUGGUCGUCCCCCAAGAGGUUAGAAAUGCUCUCCUAGUGACAAACAAAGCAUUGGGCAUGCGUAUGUGAGUGAGCCUGCUAGACCUUCUCAACCACCUGAUCCACACAUGGAAACCAAACCAAUCUUAGUCCCACUACUCUAGGCACCAUUGUCCAAUCAGGUAUACCUCAGUCCUUUGGUCUUAUUAGUGUUGAUGAGAAAAACCUUUGAAUUCUGGAUUCCGGUGUCGUAGAUCAUUUUAACUAAUUCUUCUGAACAUUUUGUGUCCUAUAUUCCAUGUGUUGGUAACAAAACAAUCAGAAUUGCAAAUGGCUCCUUAGCUUCCAUUGCUGAAAAGGGAAAGAUUUCUCUCUAUGCAGGGCUCUCCCUACAUAAUGUUUUGCAUGUGCCCAAAAUUUCUUAUAAUUUGCUACCUGUAAGCAAAAUUACUCAUGAGUUAAACUGAGGAGCAUUCUUACCUGAUCCUAUUUCUUUUCAAAACUUGAGCUCGAAGAGGAUGAUUGAGACUGCCGAGCAUAGUAGGGGACUCUACCUUCUUGAUGAUGGCGCCUCUUCUAGUAGCACUUCUAGGACUAGUCUUUUGUCUUCCUAUUUUACUACUUUUGAACAAGAGUGUAUGUUAUGGCAUUUUCAUUUAGGCCACCCUAAUUUUCAAUAUAUGAAACAUUUAUUUUCUCA
This is a messenger RNA of Cucumis sativus (cucumber), 1619 nucleotides long. RefSeq lists its product as uncharacterized. The record is from RefSeq and is a predicted model, not a curated record. NCBI's taxonomy places the organism in Eukaryota, Viridiplantae, Streptophyta, Magnoliopsida, Cucurbitales, Cucurbitaceae. Gene Ontology annotation, cellular component: chloroplast. The transcript has 3 exons. The coding region runs from base 125 to 616 and encodes 163 amino acids.